AUGAACCUCCGCGGCGAGACUCCGGGGACCGUACUUGAGAGUGCCGUGAAGAACGAAGUUGUUGGAGGUGUCCUGCACGGAAGCAUACGCCGUGCUCAGGGACUAAGCGGAGAUCUGUACGAGGAGACGAACCCCGCGCUCGACCACGUCCCCGGCUCGUCAUGGCUCGAGAAGACGGUUGAGGCGGACGAGUGCCUGCCGUACCUCGUGCGCAUCGCCAUCCGGAGCUGCUGGACCAUCCUCAUCUCGUAUGCCACUGCCGAGGUCCUCCACUCCCUCAUUCCCGCCGCCGCCCUAUGCUCUGGGCAGCUCAUACACAUCCUCCAAACUACGAUCGACACCCGCACCGUCGACGGCGACGCCCUCUUCCGCAUUUCUCUCGCCGGCCGUCGCCCGCCGCGUCCUCAGCCCCAGAUCCGCGAUAACGUAGCCCUCGGCGACCCCACGAACUUCCGCAACGACGAUCGCGUCCCUACCGCGCUAGAGCUCCGCGGCGCGCGACUGCUUCGCGGGCAUGCCUUAGGGCGCGACUUUGCUCUUCGGCCGUCCGAUCGACUGCUCGGGCGUGCGCAGCGCAGGGGGUAUGGCGGCGCGCCAGGGCGGGGCGGCGCUCAGCGGCGGGCAGAUGCAGCACCUCGCGGUCGCGCGGACGUUCAUGCGCGCGGUCGUCGCCGAGGAUGGGCGCGGGCGCGCGGGGGGCUGUUAACGCUGUUGGACGAGCCGAGCGCGUCGCCGGACCCGACGGCGGAGCAUGAUCUGUUCGGGAGGCUGAGGGAGCUGCGGGGGAACAAGACGUCGCACAGGUAUAUGAACGACUCGGUGAUCGUGGAGGAGGGCACACAUGACGAGCCGAUGCAGAAGCGGGGAGCCUUGUACCGCCGGCUCUCGGCGGAGCGGAUCGUCUUCACGAGCCUCGCGGAACAUCUCUCGAAUGGAAGCGAUCAAGACACCGGUGCGGUUGGGCCCCAGCUGGUCAGAACGUUCGCCCCCGAAGAGCUCGGCCGUAUGCGUGUUCCGGGAGGGCUCACGGGGUGGAUCUGA
Epithele typhae is the source of this 1041-nucleotide messenger RNA. RefSeq lists its product as uncharacterized. The record is from RefSeq and is a predicted model, not a curated record. NCBI's taxonomy places the organism in Eukaryota, Fungi, Basidiomycota, Agaricomycetes, Polyporales, Epitheliaceae. The coding region runs from base 1 to 1041 and encodes 346 amino acids. The transcript has 7 exons.